Messenger RNA from Mercurialis annua (annual mercury), 1439 nucleotides. Its product is annotated as U-box domain-containing protein 15. NCBI's taxonomy places the organism in Eukaryota, Viridiplantae, Streptophyta, Magnoliopsida, Malpighiales, Euphorbiaceae. The record is from RefSeq and is a predicted model, not a curated record. The transcript has 2 exons. The coding region runs from base 97 to 1278 and encodes 393 amino acids. Gene Ontology annotation, cellular component: cytoplasm; nucleus. Gene Ontology annotation, molecular function: protein binding.
AUAGAGGAUAACAAAAAAAACAACCACAAGAAAAAUGAAACGUUUUUCAUUAUUUCCUGGGUUUCAGACACAAAACAUAACCUCAAUCAUCAAAAAAUGAAGAUAAACAGCAAGAAAAUGGGACAAGAAGAACCAGAAGAAGAAACAUCAUCGACCCAAUCAAACAAUUCAAGAACAGACCUUGAAGAAGAAGAAGAAGAAUGGAAUUCAAAGAAACAAACCCUAAUUAUAGAGGUAUCAGAGAGACUAAUCAAAGGAGAUCUAAAUACCCAAAUACAAGCAGCUAAAGAUAUACGAAAAUUGGUCAGAAAAUCGGCUUCUCAUUCUAAAACCCGCUCUAAAUUUGCUGCCGCCGGUGUUAUUCAGCCGCUUGUUUUCAUGCUUUUUAAUUCUAAUCUUGACGCCCGUCACGCUUCUCUUCUUGCUCUCCUCAAUCUCGCCGUGAGAAAUGAACGAAACAAAAUCAAGAUAGUGACAGCGGGUGCUGUCCCUCCUCUUGUGGAGCUUCUCAAGUUCCAGAAUGGUAGUUUACAAGAAUUAACCGCUGCUGCAAUUUUAACACUCUCAGCUGCUGAAUCUAACAAACAAACAAUUGUAGCUUCAGGAGCUGCUCCUUUUCUGGUCCAGAUUCUGAACUCUGGGAGUGUUCAAGGAAAAGUUGAUGCUGUAACAGCGUUACAUAACCUCUCGUCGUGCACGAAGAAUUCCCAUCCGAUUGUGGAUUCUAAGGCAGUUCCCCCUCUCAUUGAACUCCUUAAAGAUUGCAAAAAAUAUUCAAAGUUUGCUGAGAAAGCAACAGCACUGCUCGAAAUCAUUUCCGACUCUGAAGAAGGGAAAAUUGCAAUCGCCGACUCAAAGGGUGGUAUUCUGACUUUAGUAGUGACUGUUGAAGAUGGAUCACUUGCGAGCGCAGAACACGCAGUUGGCGUGUUGCUCUCUUUGUGCCAGAGCGACCGAGAUAAGUACAGAGAACUAAUUCUUAAAGAAGGUGCAAUUCCGGGACUUCUGCAACUAACUGCAGAGGGAACCUCUGAAGCUCAAGAAAGAGCCCGAAUGCUCUUAGACUUGCUUAGAGAGACUCCCGAAAAGAAAUUGGCAUCAUCGGUAUUAGAGAAACUUGUUUAUGAUAUUGCUGCACGAGUUGAUGGCUCUGAUAAAGCAGCUGAAACUGCCAAGCGUCUACUACAGGAGAUGGUUCAAAGAAGCAUGGAGAUCAGUGCGGAUCGCAUCCAGUGUCUGACUGCAUCUUGUACAACUACUGAGAUUUCAUCCACAUGACACACUGACCUACUGGUUGAAGGACUUUUACACGUAACCCGGGUUAGAGUUUUAAUCUGAAUCUUUAUUUUAUUUGAGCAGUUAAAACUCUUGUAAUCAUAACUGUUGUCACCAUCAAAGAAGAUGAAUGAACAAACUAAUACACUGAAAGGAUUUCACUA